Molecule: messenger RNA, 576 nt
Organism: Metarhizium brunneum ARSEF 3297
Lineage: Eukaryota; Fungi; Ascomycota; Sordariomycetes; Hypocreales; Clavicipitaceae
Gene: DODA
Product: DOPA 4,5-dioxygenase
Source: RefSeq, a predicted model, not a curated record
AUGACUCGUAUCAGUGUUCCCGGGGCGCCACGACCCCAAGACGACCUCAAGACCGUCGUGGAAACAAGGACACGGGAAUGGCAUUUCCAUAUUUAUUUCCUGUUGCAAUCUCCCACUGAAACGGCGGCAGCGCUGGCUCUUCGUGAUGCCGUAUUGAGGCUCCGUCGCGAUGGUGCCUUUGUCGCUGUUCCAUUGCACAGAGUCAACAAGUAUCCAAUCGGGCCGCAUCCUGCUGGCUCAUACGAGAUCUGGGUUCCGGACUCGUCCUUCUCCGAAGUCUUCUUCUACUUGGCAUCAAAUCGAGGAAACUUGAGCAUCCUUAUCCAUCCGCUAACCUCGGAGCAACGCCGCGAUCAUGAGACGCGCAAUGGCUGGAUGGGCACGCCUUGGCCCAUCUACCUCGACAGCUUGCCUACCGAAAGCGACGAGGUUCCGCUUCAGUAUUCUGAACUGCGUCUUGGUUGGUCUGCCGCGCCGGAAGAGGAGAUUUCUCUCGAUGAGAGGCGAAGAAGAGGCGCUGAGGUCGAGGCGCUGUUGGCUAGAGAUCCUGAAGCAGCUCCAGCUCCCGUGGAUUGA